This is a messenger RNA of Wyeomyia smithii (pitcher-plant mosquito), 1484 nucleotides long. RefSeq lists its product as uncharacterized. Lineage: Eukaryota; Metazoa; Arthropoda; Insecta; Diptera; Culicidae. The record is from RefSeq and is a predicted model, not a curated record. The transcript has 2 exons. The coding region runs from base 127 to 735 and encodes 202 amino acids.
UUGAUUCGCGCCGUGUACGAUCUGUAUCUAUUUUGCCGGGUUGUCAGUUGCUUUCUAUUCUCGAUAUUUCCGGACGUGCUUAUCCUGUUAGAGAGGUUACUUUUUUCGGUCGACUUGUAGAGCACCAUGAAAUCGCUUUCGAUCCUCCUGACUUGCGCUGUAUGCGCAUUUGCUUUCCCGGAGCCCCCUCGCGGUCGCAUUGCUCUGCCGGCCAAGCAGUUGCAGCUACCGGAACAUGAGUACGGAGCCCCGAAGACCGAAUACGGUCCACCAGCGCAAGAGUACGGACCACCGACUCCUGUCUAUGGACCCCCAGCAGCCGAAUACGGUCCUCCACCGAAGCUGGUAACUAAGAAUGUCUACGUCCACGUUCCACCGGAGGAACCCACCGAGAUCAUUCGAAGCCCGGUGCUGGAAACUCCCAUUCCCAAGAAACACUACAAGAUUAUCUUUAUCAAAGCUCCGGCUCCUCCUGCACCAAUCCAGCAACAAAUUCCGCCCCAACCACUAGACGAACACAAGACCUUGGUGUAUGUGUUGGUGAAGAAACCCGAGGAACCUGCACCGUUGGAAAUUCCGCAACCAGAGCCUACCGAACCUAGCAAGCCGGAAGUCUACUUCAUUAAGUAUAAAACCAACGAAAACAAAGAGCCAGCCAAAACUUACGGCCCUCCUGCCAACGCCUACGGCCCUCCAUCGCCCCCAUCCGGACCUGCUAGAUACCAGCAAUUCUAAAUCAACCUCAAAUGGUCUCAGAUUUGAUUGUAGGCUAUUGUUAUUUGUUACUUGUUGUUUAUUAGAUUCCAUUUUUAGUUAAGGUAGUAAGGUUAUUUGUAUUAGGUGAAACUACGCUGUUUUGAUUGGAUUCCUUCCACAAGCCCAUUCCAAUCCUCUCCAUAAUUUUGUAAAUAAGGACUGCCCCAUCUCCUGAAACAACAGGAAGGAAUUUCCACAAAUCAAACGUAACCCGACCUACUUCUGUACCUUGUCGUUUCACUUCCUACUGUAGAGACAAUAGUAAACUAGUAGCAAAAUCGUGAAAGAAGCACAGUGUUAUGCCGUCAUUCCCAGCAUUCCUUACUGUCUAUUCGCUAGAAUCAAUUGGAGGAAAAAGCUUGACUGUGUAAAUAUUGCUAUCGAUAGAAGGUCGGUGUACCCAACUAGAAUUAAACCGAGUCGAGUGUCCUGAUGGACGAGAGAAGAAACGAAAAUCAGAUGAAAUAACGAUUUGUCGAAACUAAAUACAUGGCUUACUAUGAUAUCUGUGUUUUUUUCCUGGUUUAGUUUGCCGGUUCGUAACCGGUCACAGGUUCUGAGAGCUUGGCAAGGAUGGAGUGCUACUACACACCGAAGGCAAUCUGAUUUAAAAAAGUCGGUCGGACAUUUGGUUGGCUGGAAGAGUCCCUGGUAUUUGAUUAUUUUUUAUGGUCGAUUCAACGACUGUUACGGGCGGCAGAAGCACUAUUGGAGACGAACAUUCGAAA